AUGUCCAACCCGGAGAAGCGGAUCUUAUCCCGCCCCUCGGCCCCCCUAGCUGCAGCACCCGGGGAAAAGCCCGGCUCCGGCAGCCGCCCGCUCCACUCCCAUGGCCAGCGCGGUGGAGGUGGAGGCAGCGGCGGGUCUCCUCCUCCUCCCCCCGCUCCUGGAGGCGACUCGGCUGCCUGCAGCUCCCUCUCUCUCCUCCUAACAACCACCGCCAGCAGCAGAAGCCGCGCUACAGGCACAGCCUCCUCCGCCGUCUCCGCCAGCAUCGUCUCUAAAGCGGCAGCGGCUCCUUUCCUCGUUCCAAUCCCCUCCUUCUCUUACGCUUCUCCAUCUUCUUUUUAUUUCUUGCCGCCGCCUCCUCGUUUCCCCUCCUCAUUUUCCUUUAACCUCACAAGUCUCCAAGGGAGGGAAGGAGGAGGAGAGGCAGCGAGAGCGGCAGGAGGAGGAGCAGCAGCUCACUUGAUCGCCCAUCCAGGCGGCAGCGGCAGGAGGAGACUCUUCUGUUCUUCCUCCAUCCAGGGCUUGCUGCUCCGUUCCGCAGCCGGCGGCCCCCGGCAGCACCACUCCCGGCUCCUCCUCUCCCCAGCCGCCUCUCGCCCGUGGUCCUGUAAUUCCCUCGGUGCUGCAGCAGCAGCAGCAGCCCGCGGCGACGGGAUCCGAGGAGGCGACGGCCCCGGCGGGAGCAGGACUCCUAGGCGGCAGCAGCGGCAGAGAGGCGCCUUCUUCUCCUUCUCGUCUCCCCUGCUCCUAGGGCCAGACAUGGAAGAUGGAUCUAAUUCUGCAAGCUGCUUUAGGAGGUUUACGGACUGUUUCUUGAAUACAAAAAGGAGAGGGACUUGGAUGAAUUUCACUAUCAGGUACUAUAUUAUCGGCUUAACAGAUGAAAAAGUGAAGGCGUAUCUUUCUCUUCACCCCCAGGUACUGGAUGAGUUUGUGUCAGAAAGUGUAAGUGCAGAAACUGUGGAAAAAUGGCUGAAAAGGAAAAAUAACAGACAAGAAGAUGAAACGGCUCCUAAAGAAGUCAGCAGGUACCAGGAUACGAAUAUGCAAGGCGUAGUGUACGAAUUAAACAGCUACAUAGAGCAGCGCCUGGAUACAGGAGGAGAUAACCAACUGCUUCUGUAUGAACUGAGCAGCAUCAUUAAAAUAGCUACAAAAGCUGAUGGAUUUGCACUAUAUUUCCUGGGAGAAUGCAAUAAUAGUCUGUGUGUAUUUACACCACCAGGAGCUAAAGAAGGACACCCACGACUCAUUCCUGCAGGGCCCAUUGCACAUGGCACUACAGUAUCUGCUUAUGUAGCCAGAUCCAGAAAAACGUUGUUAGUAGAAGAUAUUCUGGGGGAUGAGCGAUUUCCCAAAGGUACUGGACUGGAGUCGGGGACCCGUAUCCAAUCUGUUCUGUGUUUGCCAAUUGUCACAGCAAUUGGUGACCUGAUAGGUAUCCUGGAGCUUUACCGUCACUGGGGCAAAGAAGCCUUCCACCACAGUCACCAGGAGGUUGCAACAGCAAAUCUUGCAUGGGCUUCAGUAGCAAUACAUCAAGUACAAGUGUGCCGGGGCCUUGCCAAGCAGACUGAACUGAAUGACUUCUUGCUUGAUGUAUCGAAAACAUAUUUUGAUAAUAUAGUUGCAAUAGAUUCUCUACUUGAACAUAUAAUGAUAUAUGCAAAAAACCUGGUGAAUGCAGAUAGGUGUGCACUCUUCCAGGUUGACCACAAAAAUAAGGAGCUGUAUUCAGACCUUUUUGAUAUUGGAGAAGAAAAUGAUGGAAAACCUGUCUUCAAGAAGACCAAAGAAAUAAGAUUUUCUAUAGAAAAAGGAAUAGCUGGUCAAGUGGCAAGAACAGGAGAAGUCCUUAACAUCCCUGAUGCCUAUGCAGACCCACGCUUUAACAGAGAAGUAGACCUCUACACGGGCUACACAACCAGAAACAUCCUGUGCAUGCCUAUAGUGAGCCGAGGAAGUGUAAUAGGUGUUGUGCAGAUGGUUAACAAAAUAAGUGGAAGUGCCUUCUCUAAAACUGAUGAGAACAACUUUAAAAUGUUUGCAGUCUUUUGUGCUUUAGCCUUACACUGUGCUAAUAUGUACCACAGAAUUCGUCAUUCAGAGUGUAUUUACCGUGUAACGAUGGAGAAGCUAUCCUACCAUAGUGUUUGUACAGCAGAAGAGUGGCAAAACCUCAUGCACUGUACACUGCCUCCACAUAUUUAUAAAGAAAUUGAGCUAUACCAUUUUGAUAUCAGUCCAUACGAAGAUGUUUGGCCGGCUAUUUUUGUCUAUAUGGUUCACCAGUCCUGUGGGACAGCCUGCUUUGAACUUGAAAAGCUGUGCCGGUUUACUAUGUCUGUAAAGAAGAACUAUCGCCGCGUGCCCUACCACAACUGGAAGCAUGCAGUUACCGUUGCCCAUUGCAUGUAUGCCAUACUGCAGAACAACCAGGGGCUUUUCACUGACCUAGAGCGAAAGGGUCUUUUAGUUGCAUGCCUGUGUCAUGACCUGGAUCACAGAGGUUACAGCAACAGCUAUCUUCAGAAAUUUGAUCACCCCUUAGCUGCUCUCUAUUCCACAUCAACGAUGGAACAGCACCACUUCUCGCAGACUGUGUCCAUCCUGCAGCUGGAAGGGCACAAUGUCUUCUCCAAUCUGAGCUCCAGCGAAUAUGAGCAAGUACUUGAGAUCAUCCGGAAAGCCAUCAUUGCCACAGACCUUGCCCUGUAUUUUGGAAACAGAAAACAACUUGAAGAGCUGCAUCAGACAGGAGCAUUAAACCUUAAGAACCAAACACACAGAGAUAGAGUGAUUGGCCUGAUGAUGACAGCUUGUGAUCUGUGUUCCGUAACAAAGUUGUGGCCUGUUACCAGACUGACAGCCAAUGACAUAUAUGCAGAGUUCUGGGCUGAGGGCGAUGAAAUGAAGAAAACAGGUAUUCAACCUAUUCCUAUGAUGGACAGAGAUAAGAAAGAUGAAGUCCCUCAGGGUCAGAUUGGGUUCUACAAUGCUGUAGCCAUCCCAUGUUACACCACCCUUGCACAGAUCUUUCCUCCAACUGGGCCACUACUCCGAGCAUGCAGGGACAAUCUUAACCAAUGGGAGAAAGUAACGAGAGGUGAGGAAGCCUCUAUAUGGAUUUCUUCUCAAUCCCUUGCUCCUGGGACCUCAGAUUCUCUUCCUGUGAAGAUUGAUGACUGAACAGCAGCAACAGAUUGCUUUAACCUGAAAAGCACCCCUUCUUGUUUUGGGGAUUGUUUUUUGUUUUGUUUCAUUUUUAUUUGAAAAAGGAAAGCUGCAAACCGCUAAGUAGACCUGCCUAGGAAGGUAACACCUAUGGAGUUACCUCAGCUAAAUGACACUGGCAGCCAAUCUCCUGACCUACACCAGUGACACAACGUAAACAGAGGGAAAAUGACAACCCAGAUGUUUUGGAGUCAGCUAUCAAAAGAGAACUUACAACUUGUGAAUAUAAAAGACUGGCCUUAUCUCAUGGGCUACAUUGCUGAGGCCUUAAUUUAAA
Vidua chalybeata is the source of this 3511-nucleotide messenger RNA. RefSeq names its product phosphodiesterase 10A (gene PDE10A). Bases 1 to 3189 code for a protein of 1062 amino acids. Gene Ontology annotation, biological process: signal transduction; negative regulation of receptor guanylyl cyclase signaling pathway. The record is from RefSeq and is a predicted model, not a curated record. Lineage: Eukaryota; Metazoa; Chordata; Aves; Passeriformes; Viduidae. The transcript has 26 exons. Gene Ontology annotation, molecular function: protein binding; 3',5'-cGMP-stimulated cyclic-nucleotide phosphodiesterase activity.